GGACCUCCUCCCAACCUGUCCCGGCUCUUGCCCCGCCCACCCGAAAGUGGGUGAAAGGUUGGCGCUGCCAGCGCUGUAGCUGGGGCUGUGGAGCAGGACGCGUCCGGAACAGACCGACACAGUGCCGGCGAGGCCGACAGACGGACCAUGGCAGAUGAAGCGAAGCCCAUCAGCCCGCUGAAGAACCUGCUGGCCGGCGGCUUUGGCGGCAUGUGCCUAGUAUUUGUGGGGCACCCGCUGGACACGGUCAAGGUCCGACUGCAGACGCAGCCCCCAAGUUUGCCUGGACAACCACCCAUGUAUUCUGGGACCUUUGACUGUUUCCAGAAGACUCUUGUUAGAGAGGGCAUCACGGGGCUAUAUCGGGGCAUGGCUGCCCCCAUCAUCGGGGUCACCCCCAUGUUCGCCGUGUGCUUCUUUGGGUUUGGUUUGGGGAAGAAACUGCAACAGAAAUGCCCAGAGGAUGUGCUUAGCUACCCCCAAAUAUUUGCAGCUGGGAUGUUGUCUGGUGUAUUCACCACAGGAAUUAUGACCCCUGGAGAACGGAUCAAGUGCUUGUUACAGAUUCAGGCUUCUUCGGGAGAAACCAAGUACAGUGGGGCCUUGGACUGUGCCAAGAAGCUAUACCAGGAAUCUGGGAUCCGAGGCAUCUACAAAGGGACAGUGCUCACCCUCAUGCGAGAUGUUCCAGCCAGUGGGAUGUAUUUCAUGACAUAUGAGUGGCUGAAAAAUAUCUUGACACCAGAGGGAAAGAGUGUCAGUGAGCUCAGUGUGCCUCGGAUCCUGGUGGCUGGGGGCAUCGCAGGGAUCUUCAACUGGGCUGUGGCAAUCCCCCCGGACGUGCUCAAGUCCCGCUUCCAGACUGCACCUCCUGGAAAAUACCCUAAUGGUUUCAGAGAUGUACUGAGAGAGCUGAUCCAGAACGAAGGAGUCACAUCCUUGUAUAAGGGGUUCAAUGCAGUGAUGAUCCGAGCCUUUCCAGCCAAUGCGGCCUGUUUCCUUGGCUUUGAAGUUGCCAUGAAGUUCCUUAAUUGGGCCACUCCCAACUUAUGAGGCUGAAGGCUGUUCAAGGCUUCUGGAAGAUAGAAGCUAUCACAGAGGAGAAGCCGUGGGCAGGACUAGGCAGUCCUGAAGGCAAAGGGAGGGGAAUGGUGGGAUCAGAACUCUGUACAUGGACUUGUUGAGACCAUUGCCUUAAUGACAUCCUCUACCUGGUAUAACUUGGUGUGCCAUUUUGAAACUUGAAUUUACUCAUGUCAGUUUAAGGGAUCUCAAGAGGAUUUGGAGGUGGAGUAAGUAGCUUCUAGACCAGAUACCACCUAUGGUCAGAGAGCUAUCUACUGGUGGACUACAGGCCCUACUACACCCAAAAUACUACUCAAGAAAGA
Mustela erminea (ermine) is the source of this 1388-nucleotide messenger RNA. RefSeq names its product solute carrier family 25 member 20 (gene SLC25A20). Gene Ontology annotation, molecular function: low-density lipoprotein particle binding; O-acyl-L-carnitine transmembrane transporter activity. Gene Ontology annotation, cellular component: mitochondrial envelope. NCBI's taxonomy places the organism in Eukaryota, Metazoa, Chordata, Mammalia, Carnivora, Mustelidae. The transcript has 9 exons. Gene Ontology annotation, biological process: carnitine transmembrane transport; mitochondrial transport; positive regulation of neuron projection development. The record is from RefSeq and is a predicted model, not a curated record. Bases 148 to 1053 code for a protein of 301 amino acids.